This is a messenger RNA of Knipowitschia caucasica, 1209 nucleotides long. The record is from the annotation of a GenBank genome assembly. Lineage: Eukaryota; Metazoa; Chordata; Actinopteri; Gobiiformes; Gobiidae.
AUGACGCGCUGCAUGGAGGUGUGCAGGACGCGCAUCCCCUCCCUCCUGGAUGAGGUGGAGGUUGCGUCUCUGGACAACUUUGUGCCACGGUUUCACUUCUUUGGCUACCUGGCGGCCUACCUGGCCUCCAUAUAUGGCCAUAGAUCUUGUGUUUAUACCAAUCUGCUGGCCAGGGAGGUAGAGGAGGCCCAAGGCAACGCCGAAACAGGCUACCUCAUAAACGUCACUAACCAUAACACCAGCUACAAGAAAAUAUUUGUGACGACCGAGGAGUACAGAUGGUGCCUCCGGUGGCUUAUUGUUCGGGAUCGCUGCGUCCCGCGCAAUCCUUUUUUUUUCUCGAACACCGGAAAAGGUGUCAUGAAGGACCUGCACCGUUAUAUGCAGAGGGCGUGGCAGGACAUGGGCCUCCAGGGCCAGCCCGGGUUUCUUGACUUACGGACGGCGGUGUCCACAUAUAACUUCGAACAAAACACGGACCGGACCACCAGGGAGAGUGUGGCACAAUUUAUGCCACUCCUGUGUCUUCCACCUCCUCCGCCGUUGCCCCUUCCUCCUCCUCCUCCGCUGGCCCUUCCACCUCCUCCGCCGUCGGCCCUUCCUCCUCCUCCGCCGUCGGCCCUUCCUCCUCCUCCGCCGUCGGCCCUUCCUCCUCCUCCGCCGUCGCCCCUUCCUCCUCCUCCGCUGGCCCUUCCACCUCCUCCGCCGUCGGCCCUUCCUCCUCCUCCGCCGUCGCCCCUUCCUCCUCCUCCGCUGGCCCUUCCACCCCCUCCGCCGUCGGCCCUUCCUCCUCCUCCGCUGGCCCUUCCACCUCCUCCGCCGUCGGCCCUUCCUCCUCCUCCGCUGGCCCUUCCUCCUCCUCCGCUGGCCCUUCCACCUCCUCCGCCGUCGGCCCUUCCACCUCCUCCGCCGUCGGCCCUUCCUCCUCCUCCGCCGUCGCCCCUUCCUCCUCCUCCGCCGUCGCCCCUUCCUCCUCCUCCGCCGUCCGCUGUCGGCCCUCAUCUGGAGAGAGUGCGUCGCCGGCUGCUCGGGAAUGCCGGGGGGACUGGACAGGCAAUCCUAAAACGGAAGCAAUCCCCGAGCAAGACUACAGAAAUGGCAAACAAAAUUAAGAUGAAGUACUCGCCUAUGAAAAUGGCAAGGGUCACUUUAAAAGAUCUGCGGGAGACUAAAUACAGCUUGAGAAUCCCGAAGAAAUUCAAAAUCUAA